AUGGAGUUUGUGACUAUUGUUCUUGGUUUCUUCUUAUUGUUUGCACUUAUUCAAGCCACUUUCUCAGUUUUGGGCCUCGGUCGACCCAAGAACCUACCUCCAGGUCCAACCCCAUUUCCGAUCAUCGGAAACCUGCACUUGCUCGGCGACCAUCCAAACCAGUCCCUAGCCAAGCUAGCCAAAAUCCAUGGCCCAAUCAUGUUCUUAAAACUUGGUCGCAUCAACACACUUGUCAUCUCCUCCGCCGCUGCCGCCAAAGAAGUCCUCCAAAAACAAGAUCUUGCUUUCUCCAGCCGCCAAAUCCUCGAUUCCCUCCACGCCCACAACCACGCUCAAAACUCUACCUUCUCGCUGCCUGUCGGCGCCCAGUGGCGGACCCUCCGCAGGAUCCUCAACAACAAUAUCUUCUCCGGCGACUCCCUUGAUGCCAGCCAACACUUGCGGAACCAAAAAGUGCAAGAGCUUGUAGCAUACUGCCGGAAAGCCAGCGAGUGUAAUGAGACGGUGGAUAUCGGCCGAGCUGCUUACAGAACCAGCCUGAAUAUCGCAUCAAACACCAUCUUUUCCAAGGAUUUAACAGACCCAUUUGAGGAUUCUGGUCAAGAGUUUAAGGAGCUGAUUGGGAACAUCAUGAUGGAAGCUGUGAAGCCAAAUCUAGUGGACGUUUUCCCUGUACUGAAAAAGAUCGAUCCACAAAGGAUCAGGAGCAGAUUGAGUCAUCAUCUUGGGAAGGUUCUUGAGAUUUUCGAGGAGUUGAUCAAAGAAAGAUUGGUGAUGAAGAAGAGAUUGAAGCAAGAUGAUGAUUUCUUGGACAAGUGCUUAAAAAUCUCUCAAGAAAACCCUGAUGAGAUCAGUCGGCAACACAUCACGAGCAUGUUUUUGGAUUUGUUUCUUGCUGGCACCGAUACGAUUUCAAGCUCUUUGGAAUGGGCAUUGACCGAAUUAAUACGCAACCCGUGCUCCAUGGCCAAAGCCAAAGAGGAGCUCGAAACGACAAUCGGCAAAGGUAAAAUUCUAGAAGAGGUUGAUCUCAUGAGGUUACCCUACUUAAGGGGCAUUGCCAAAGAGACGUUAAGGAUUCAUCCGCCAGCCCCUUUCUUGGUGCCUCGAAAACUAGAGACUCAGGUGAAACUCUACGGUUACACCAUCCCUAAGGGCACACAAGUACUUGUGAAUGCAUGGGCCAUAGGACGAGAUCCAACUACGUGGGAGGACUCAUUAGAGUUCAAGCCAGAAAGAUUCUUGACCUCGGGGAUUGAUAUCCAAGGUCAUGAUUUUGAGCUGAUUCCAUUUGGUGCUGGACGAAGAAUAUGCCCUGGUUUGCCACUUGCAAUCCGUAUGAUUCCUUUGAUGCUCGGUUCGUUACUCAAUAAUUUUGAUUGGAAUCUCGACAAUGGAAUUAGACCGGGGAAUAUGGACAUGACAGAGAAGUUUGGGCUCACGUUACAGAAGGCUAACCCUCUAUGUGUCGUUCCGAAGCCACUACAUUAGGGUUCACUUGUUUACAUAAUAUAUUUCAUAUUGUUAGUCAAUCCAACGUUAAAAAUGAUACAUACGGUUUUUGGAUAUCUUGUACAUAUUUGUAUCCAUAGGAUACACUUAAUUAUCUUUAUCCAUUUGUUUUUG
Messenger RNA from Cynara cardunculus var. scolymus (artichoke), 1626 nucleotides. RefSeq names its product 7-ethoxycoumarin O-deethylase-like. Gene Ontology annotation, molecular function: iron ion binding; oxidoreductase activity, acting on paired donors, with incorporation or reduction of molecular oxygen; monooxygenase activity. The record is from RefSeq and is a predicted model, not a curated record. The transcript is spliced from 2 exons. NCBI's taxonomy places the organism in Eukaryota, Viridiplantae, Streptophyta, Magnoliopsida, Asterales, Asteraceae. The coding region runs from base 1 to 1491 and encodes 496 amino acids.